Molecule: messenger RNA, 585 nt
Organism: Gryllus bimaculatus (two-spotted cricket)
Lineage: Eukaryota; Metazoa; Arthropoda; Insecta; Orthoptera; Gryllidae
Source: the annotation of a GenBank genome assembly
AUGUCUGUUACAGAGGUGAUCAGCUACGACUCGUCGCGCGGCGGAGUGAGCGUCAUCACCGAGAAGGGCGAAGUCACCACCUCCUACCUGCUGAUCCAGCACGCGGAGCUGGCCGACUCGGGGAAAGCUAUUUGUCGAAAGAACAUUCAUAUCGCAACUGCUCACUUGGAUGGUUGCACGCCGUCAAGCAGCUCUGAAUCAGCUCAAGGAUCGCGGCCUCGCCUCCCAACCACUCGCCAUCAAUCCCGGCCGCGCUGCUCGCAGGCUGAGCGGAUGCGGCGGGCGACCGCGUCGCAGUGUCGCCCGCGUGACGCCGCCCCGCGAAGCCGCCCCGUCCGCCCGCCCCGCCCAGCCCCGCCCCGCCCGCCCACGCUCCGCCAACAGCUAACGCCCGCCCCGACUCGGCGCCCGCCCGAUCGCACCCGCAUUCGCACCGCUCGCCCCGCCCCGCCCGCCCCGCCCCGCCCCGCCCCCCCCCGCGCCGCCCCGCCCCGCACGACCCGCCCGCCCCCGCCCCGCCCCGCCACGCCCGCCACGCCCGGGCGCCGCUCGCGAGAAUCUGAAAAAAGAAUGAGCGUGAAAUAA